AUGAUUCCUCUGGUUUUGUUGAUCCCUCCAGCCUGAGGAACAUCCUGUAAUUAAGGUGUUUAUUCUUAUUUCAAUCUCUCCUCCUACAAACUGCUUCAAAAAUUAUUUCAGAUCGAGAAAUUAAAAGAUUAAAAACUUUUCGGAGCGAUGACCGUGUGUGCGCGCGCCUGUGUGCGUCGGGUCGCGCGCUCGCCACUCAGGUUUGAGAGUUGAGAUUUGGAGCAGCAGACAGGAUCCGGUUCGGUGGUUCCAGACCGCAGGAAGGUGGAUGAGCAGGAAGUUAGGAAGAACAUCUGGAAUCUCCUCAGUGUGAAUAUUAAACCUUCGUUCCUCCUUCAGGACCUCUGGACGCGCUGAGCGCCGAUCGGAGCGAUGGAGGCCGAGGUGUUCAUCCAGGCGGAGGGCGCAGACGGUUCCUGGACGCUGCUGUCCCUGCUGGCGUCCGUCGUCAUGGUGUUCGGCGGCGCCCUGCCCUACGUCCCGCAGUACCAGGAGAUCCAGAGGAGCAGCAACACCGAGGGCUUCUCCACCAGGGUCUGCCUGGUUCUGCUCGUAGCCAACAUCCUGCGGAUAUUCUUCUGGAUAGGGAAGCAGUUCGAGGUGACGCUGCUGCUUCAGAGCGUGGUGAUGAUCCUCACCAUGUUCGCCAUGCUGCACCUCUGCUGCUCCGUCCACAGCUCCAACCGGGUCAGCACCAAGCAGCACCGGCUCACAGAUUUGGACGUUCGUUACUUCUGGAAGUGGAGUGCGUUUGAGGAUUACCUGCUCUUCUGCUUCGGCUUCGCGGCGCUCUGCGCUGUGCUCACGCUGCUGCUGCUGGACUCGGCCGUGUUUGUGGAGGCGCUGGGCUCCCUGGCCGUGACCUUUGAGGCGAUGCUCGCCGUGCCGCAGCUGCUGCAGAACCUGCAGAACCGCUGCACCAGGGGAAUGAGCAAUCUGACUGUAAGUGGGCAAAGAGAGAGAGGAGAGAGGCCUGGGCCCAGCGAACCGAGGACGGGAGUCGGACUCCAGAUACCCGAUCUACAGUCUCUAUAUGCUAUGACCACCGCGCCACGCUGACCACGCGCCACGCUGACCACGCGCCACGCUGACCACGCGCCACGCUGACCACCGCGCCACGCUGACCACUACGCCAAGCAACGCCCCUAUUGCGGUAGCUUAUGCUGAAAUUUUCAGUUUCUCUUUGGUAAAUUAUUUACAUUUUUAUACAAUUUGAGCUGUCUGAGGAAUCAUCUAGUUCACCUUCUUUCAUUUCCUUGGAAAAAUCAGUUUUGUCCCGUGAUUGCAGCUAAUCAACUGGCCCAGAAAAAAGUCAUUGCAGAGAAAAGAGUCGACCAGUCGACUAAUUGAUGCAAUCCCUAGUUUCCAUCAACCUUUCCAAAUCUGAUGAAUCAAAUUAUUUAAAAGCUGCUGCUGAAAACAGAAAGAGACGCCAUGUUUACCUGCUGUCUGCCUUUUAUCUCCUCAGGUCAGGUUCAGGUCCCCUUAUAUUUCCUCUGAAUUAAAUUCCUGCUCACAUUUUUCACAGAGGAACCAAGCGAAGCGUUGCUUUCAGGCUGACUCUCUGCUCUCAGUAAUUUAACAAACUGAAAAUGUCCUCAGGCUGUGCAGAUGUUCUGAUGACUGAAGAUUAAACACGUAAUAACACUUUAUCAGCUUCUCUGCAUGACGGACGACGAGCCGCAGAACAUCAUCUCUCACUUUUCCACACAUUUACUCCAACAUUAAUCAAAGAAGACACAAAUGUUCCUGGAGAUCAAACAGACUGCUGCAAAUUUUAUUAAAAAACGUAACUUAAUAACCUCCUCUGAUAGGCUGCAAUAUUUAACCUGAAUGUUUUCAACAUCAGAGACUUUUUCUUUUCUCUUUUAUAAAAAUGAGCUUGUUUAAUUGCAGUCCUGCUAGUUUUUACAGUGACUGAUGCAAUAUGUGAUGAGAAAAUACUCACCUUCCCUGGGAACCUGUAUGCUCAGAUAAAGUCAGCCAUGUCCAAUUACACAGUGUGAUUACCGACGCCGCGCUGCUAUUGACUUCUUUUGUAAGUGCUCUUAGAUUCAGUCACUCAGGGGAAAUCAGAGCAGAGAGGAGAUGUGAAGCUGCAGCAGAGAGGUGAGACGGAAGGACAUGGCUGUGAAAAGGAAACACCUGCAGCACCUGGACGAUGCCUGUAAACGCCUCUCAGUGUGAUGUUAACUCACUGCUGUGUGGAAAUGUUUGCUUUAUUUUUCUGCUUCCAUGCAGCAUUAAUCAGCUCACAGUGGAGUUCCCAAACACUGAACUCAUUAACAUAAAGAUUUAGAGUCCAAUAAAGCGUACAGCUGCUUUAAUUAAAACAAUGAGGGAAAUAAGCACACAAUCAGAAACUGUUGAUCUGCAUAAAGUUGGACAUGAAACCUCAGAGGGAUUUGAUGUUUACUAAAGUACAGCCUGUUAAUUCUCCGGGCUUUAAUGACUCCACUGAAACCCCACACAGGGGCUUUAUUGCCCCAGAGCGAGGGGCAAAAGCUUAAAGUACAGAUGUUUAAAAACUCCAGUUUGAGUUAAUCAGGGAUUCAUGGCAGGAUCCCACAGAGGAAGCAUCAGUUUAAAACGUAAUGCUGAUAUAAUAUUUCAUAAACUGAGAGAAAACGUGUCAGCUUUAAAACACAAAGUAAAACCACCAUCAGAGAUAAUCAUGUAUUCUGUCCCCAUCCAGCUGUUUGGAUGAUAAUAUUUAUCAUUUUAAAAAUAUAAUCACAAAAUCUAAAUAAAUGCAUUCAAAUCUCUCCAGUAUUUAGUUAAAGUCUUGGUCUCAGUAGGAGAAGGCAUUGUUAACAUGUAAUCCUGAUGUCGGGAUUUUAUCCAAACAGUUUAUAAAAAUCUGAAUUUUUUAUCAAAAAUUGGACAAAAUAUCAGCUGCAGUCCAACAGUGAGUACUCCUGUAGUUGCUAAUCUAUUUUUUUCCUUAUUUGCAACAAUCGAUGCUGAGCUACCUUCUGCUAAUGCGUUUUAGCAUUUUUGCUAACUAUGAAAACGCUUAGCACACUUAGCUUGAAUUAGUUUUUAUGGAUAAUUUCUGAAGCAAUAAUUUACUCAGCUGUUCUUUAAACUCAGUAGAAUAAAGUUUUGAUGAUCUAUGAUUAAAAUUCAUUCUAAAAACAGUAAGGCAUUUAUAUACAUGCUUUUAUUUUGAAGUGGAUGAAGACUUUUUUUUAAAACAAAUAAAUAAAGAAUACAGAAUAAAACACUGAAACGAAAAACCAAGGCUGAUAAUAAAACAAACACUUGAUGUUUUUAUUGACACAUGGUUGAUAUCUACUUGGUUAAAGUUAGCGCUGCAGCAUUAGCUUCAGCCAAAUUAGCUGAACUGGUGGUUGGUGCUUUAGGGUUAGCGCAGCUAACUUCUUAGCUAGUGGUGCUCACUGCCGACAACAACAAAAUCAUUUCUGAGAUAAGCUUCUUAACUUUAAAUUUAAAUGUGGAUACAGCACAUCUAGAUGUGUAUUUUACUAUUAUAUUUUCUAAAACUAUCCAUCUAUACAUGCUUGUCCCUGCAGGGUCAGAGGUCAGGGUGGCUGGUGCCUAUCUCCAGAUCAAACUGUGAACCUUUCUGGCAGGAAGCUUCACUCAGAGUGGAGUUAUGUGUAAAAGGAAAGCUGUUCUGGUUCAUCUCAGGUGUUUUUAAAUCCAGAGUCACUCAGGUGGAAUCAGCAGCUAACAGGUUAAAUUAGUUUGUUUCAGUGAUCCGUUCUCUCCUGAUCCACCGGAUUUAGUUUUUUUUAUUGUUUAGCUUCCAGCUCUGCCCCAACAUGGCCGCCCUCCACCGCGCCGGAGCGGAGGACGGCAGCGGCGCCGCUCUGAUGCUAACGCUGCGUUUCCACUCUGACAUGUCUGAGCAGGACCGGUCCUGCUGGGCUCACAGCCGGCCGGUCCGGUCCAGUCCAGUCCAGUCCUGUCCGGUCCGGUUCGGUCCGGUCCAGUCCGGUUCGGUCCAGUCCGGUCUGGUCCAGUCUGGUUCGGUCCGGUCCAGUCCGGUCUGGUUCGGUCCGGUCCUGUCCGGUCCAGUCCGGUUCGGUCCAGUCCGGUCUGGUCCAGUCUGGUUCGGUCCGGUCCAGUCCAGUCUGGUUCGGUCCGGUCCAGUCCGGUCUGGUCCAGUCUGGUUCGGUCCGGUCCAGUCCGGUCUGGUCCAGUCCGGUUCGGUCCAGUCCUGUCUGGUUCGGUCCGGUCCAGUCCAGUUCGGUCCAGUCCUGUCUGGUCCAGUCCGGUCCAGUCCAGUCCGGUCCAGUCCAGUCCAGUCCGGUCCGGUUCGGUCCGGCUGUGUUUUCAGUGUCACACCCUUCAGGCCGGCCCACCUUGUUUCCAUGGCAGCAGCCCAUUAGCUAGCGGCCGCUCAGCCUCCACCUUCUCAGGGUCGGCCUGUGGGGAUGCAGCCACUCUGCUAACCUGGAAGUAAUGUGUGACCUUUGAACCCGAGCCGAGUCCCAGUGGAGGCCUCUGAGUCUGGGCUGCUUCAGAGACUGUCAACGUUUUCUGAACCAAAUUAUCUGACAGCUGAACUAACAGGAGAUAAAAGUGUUUUUAUAAACGCAGAACUCAGAUUAAUAUAAAAUAUGUUUCUCUGCAUAAACAAUGAAAAGCAUGAAGCUCUGCAGAACUAAAACUGAGCUCACAUAUUUCUGUUUGUGUAAUUUUUAUAUUUAACUUCCUGCAUGUAAAUCCACCCGAGGCGUUUUGCCUUGAACAGAUAACAGCUGCGUCUUAAUUAAUCCUGAGAAUAAGAAGAAGAAAACCUUUUUUCGCCCCAACAGAAUAUUUCUGAGGCUCUUUUAAGAUUAGUUGAACAAAGCAAGAUGCAUGCAGCUGUUAUUCAUUGUCCUUCAUUUUUAUUUCAGGCUUUCAUCAGUUUAUUUUACAUGCUGCUCCUUCACAUGUAUUUAGUCAAAUUAUUCUCUACUCUUUAUUUGCAACACGUCAGACUAAACCUUCAGUGAAACUGUACAAAACAUUUAAAUAUCAUCUGUUUCCUGGUUUCUACACAAUGUUUCAUUCAUAUUAUUCUUCAUAGUUUCCACAUGCAGAACUUUUUCUCUAAUAAACACAAUCAGUUCUGCAAAAUUAUGACUUUAUAUGAAGAGGUUAAAGUUUCAUGAUUUAGUCUUUUGUUGUUAUAUUAGUUAACAGCCUUCCAUAAUAUCCUGUUAUUAAAGUUUCAGUAUGAAUUGGUUCAUAAAGUAUUUAGUAUGUUGUUGCAUAUCAUGCAGCCCGUCAUAUUUCAAUAACCUGCAGCGUUCUCCGUGUUCGCCUGGCCUCCUUUCUGCUCGUUUUGUGGUGUGGAUCCGUCUCUCCUCUGUCAGGUUGGGAACUUUUGGCUGUGGAUCGAUCAACAUGCAUAAUUCAUAGUCAGUGGGUUAAGAGCAGCUCGGCUUCUCGAGCUGCGCUUUGAUUUUCCUCUCUCUGCUGCCCUGCUGCAGCACCGAGCCACGCACGGCUCCAUGCACCGCUCUGACGUGUGGGCGGUGUGGACACACACCUCUCCCAGCGUGCGGGGGGGGGGGUGCGCGCGGUGCGGUGUGUGUUUGGGUCAGACGGUUCUGAAGUUCCUGGUGUUUUUGCGGUUUUCCAUCAGUAACAUCUUUAGGGUUUCCUUCCUCCCAGAAGGUCUGAUUCCCCUGCAGACUCUUCAUGACGGAUCAAGUUUGGGAUCCUGGGAGUUUUUAUCGUGGCAGCAGAUCAGCUAAAUGUUCCCACUGAGAGAAACAUCUCAGAUUUUACUGGAGCAUCUAAACCAGCAACACAAAGCAGAUCGUCUCAGUUUGUUUAACCGUCAGGCAGAAGAUAAAUAGAUGCAGUGUUAUCCAGAAAACAUUGGAUAAUUUAUCUGACUUCAGGAAAAAAUGCUUCUUGCUUUGGAGAAAAAAUAAAUCAGGAGUUUAAUCCAGUUUUAAUCCUGAAUUGUGGGACAAUAAAGUAUAUUUCUAAUCUGAAUCACAAGCAGGUCAUUAAAUAUUCAUCCAGUUUACAGGAAUGAUGGCAUCUUUUCUGAGAGAAGGCGUCUGGAUCAGAGUUUAUCAUGUUUUCUUUCUGUUGGACCGUCAACAGCAGACGGAGGAGUUCGUCCUCCUGCUCUGAGCGCUGCAGAUUUAAAAUUCAUUUCUUCUUUCUGACUCCACUGGCUGCUUUCAUUCACAUCUGAUGUGACAGAGAUCAUGUUUUCAACAGUUCUUUCAGUAGCAACAAUAUAAAACAUAUGACAUAAAACAAUAUCUGAGCUCAGAUGUUCUCUGAUGAAGCAGAUAAAACGUCUCAGGCUGAGCGGAUCAGAACAAUCGCUUCUGUUCAGACACUCAUUCAACUAAACUCUUAACUUCAUGCAUUUAUAAUGUUUCUUUGAUUUAUUAAGUAAUUUUAACCAUAACACAAUCACUUCUUAAUCUUUUCAGUUUAAUAAAUCUGUCAGAAUUCCUUAAAAAUAUUUUAUUACUUAAAAAAAACCCAAAAUGCAACAGGAAAUAAUACAAGAACCAAACAGUCAGUACAGCACUGCAAUGUUUUCACUCAAGUAAAAGUAAAAAAUAGUUAUUAAAAAACACAGCUCAGAUAUUAUUAACUGUUUGACCAGAAUGUCUGAUUUAAGUUUUAAAAAUCAUCCAAUUAGACCGAUCGUCUGAGUAUUCUGGUCUCUGAUUGGUAGGUGAGCCGGUCCAGAUGUUUGGUCUGAACCGAGCGUCACGGUUCUCUGACGCAGCUUUCUUUCAGCAGCUUUCUGUCGGCAUUAAUGACCUUAAGCUGGAGCUUCCUCCCCACCCGUUAAUGAUCCUGCAAAGAAAUUAGCAUGAAGGGAGAUCAGCAGUUUGAUCAGGGUGAAGGUCGGAGAGGAGCAGCAGUUUCCCCCGGUGGACGGUCAGCCUGCUGGGCCAACAUUCACACGCCGGCCUCACAGCAGGUGUUAGUUUGGGAUCAAGCAGAACCGGGUCGUCUCUACCUGCAGGUGUAUAAUCCCUCUAUGAAUGGAGGAAUCUGCUACAAGGUGGCAUCAAAA
This is a messenger RNA of Xiphophorus hellerii (green swordtail), 7018 nucleotides long. RefSeq names its product solute carrier family 66 member 2. Gene Ontology annotation, biological process: phospholipid translocation; retrograde transport, endosome to Golgi. The coding region runs from base 373 to 1059 and encodes 228 amino acids. The record is from RefSeq and is a predicted model, not a curated record. The transcript has 5 exons. Gene Ontology annotation, cellular component: endosome; trans-Golgi network. Lineage: Eukaryota; Metazoa; Chordata; Actinopteri; Cyprinodontiformes; Poeciliidae.